GAGGGCGUCAAGACAAACGUCAGCUCCAUAGCAGGCCGAAAGACUGGGAAUUAAUGAAGAUCACUGAUAGAAGGACUGUUGGGUCGAUAAUUGUUUUGGGGAGUGAGGACACUGCAACGUGGUGAUGCUGAGAAAGGGGGAAUGGGUCUGGGUGGACUCGAACAUCGGGGUACCCAUCGGAGCGAGGGUCAAAGUAACGCCAUCCGGUCAAAGGUUGCUGGUGGACGAUGAGGGAAAUGAGCAGAGUCUGUCCCAGGAGCAGGAGGCCUCUCUCAAGAUCAUGCACCCGACAUCAGUGGAAGGUGUGGACGACAUGAUCAAACUGGGAGACAUGACCGAGGCCGGCCUCCUCAGGAAUCUGCUGCUGCGACACAAACGUGGCAUCAUCUAUACCUACACAGGCUCUGUGCUGGUGGCAGUGAACCCGUACCAGGAUUUCCCUUUAUAUUCAAAGGAGCAGGUGAGUUUGUACCACGGUCGGAAGCUGGGGGAACUCCCUCCGCACAUCUUUGCCAUCGCUGAAUCCUGCUACAGUAACAUGAUGCGCCACCUCAGGAACCAGUGCUGCAUCAUCAGUGGGGAAUCAGGAGCGGGGAAGACAGAGAGCACUAAGCUGAUCCUGCAUUACUUGGCAGCAGUCAGUGGUGAACGCUCCGAACAGCAGAUUGAACAGCAGAUCCUGGAGUCCAACCCAAUACUGGAAGCGUUUGGAAAUGCAACAACAAUCCGCAAUGACAACUCCAGUCGCUUUGGGAAAUAUCUGGAGAUCUUCUUCAAUAAGAACGGAGUGAUCGAAGGUGCUCGCGUGGAGCAGUAUCUUCUGGAAAAGUCUCGUGUCUGCCAUCAGGCCCUGCAGGAGAGAAACUACCACAUCUUUUACUGCAUGCUGGCCGGAGUCACAGCAGAGCAGAAGAAAACUUUGAGCCUCCGAGACGCUCAGGAUUACAAAUUCCUUUCUAAGGGCAACUGUAUCGCGUGCGAAGGCAGGAAUGAUGCUAAAGACUUCCAGCGUAUUUACUCUGCCAUGAAAAUCCUGACCUUCUCAGAUAGCCAAUGUCAGGAAAUCCUCAAGCUGCUGGCAGCCAUUUUACACAUGGGCAAUGUCUGCUUCAAGGCCAACACACAAAACAACUUGGAAACCAGUGAUGUCAGCAAGUCAGAACACUUCAGCAUCGCAGCAUCAAUACUGGAGGUUCACAAGUCCACCCUGGCGAUGAGUUUGACCCAUCGUUCCUUUAUGACCAACAGAGAGAGGGUGACCAAACCCCUCAACUCCGAACAGGCGUCUGACUGUAGAGACGCCUUUGUCAAGGCAAUCUACAAUAAGCUGUUCAUAUGGAUUGUUGGGAAAAUCAACGGUGUCAUCUACAAAAGGUUGGCCAAAACCUCCAGAUCCUCCUUCCUGUCCAUCGGCCUGCUCGAUAUCUUCGGCUUUGAGAACUUCGACACAAACAGUUUCGAGCAGCUGUGCAUUAAUUUUGCCAAUGAGAAGCUGCAGCAGUUCUUUGUGGCCCACAUCUUCAAGCUGGAGCAGAAAGAGUACCUGAAAGAGGACAUUGUGUGGAAUAACAUCAAAUUUCAUGACAAUCAGGACAUCCUGGACGUUCUGGCUGUGAAACCCUGUAACCUGCUGUCUCUGAUCGAUGAGGAGAGCCAUUUUCCAAAGGGCUCAGACGUCACUAUGCUGAACAAGAUGAACAAGCUACACUUUCAAGACAAGAGCUACAUCGCCUCCAGAAGUGAACAUGACAUGGACUUUGGGAUUCGCCACUAUGCAGGCGUGGUUCACUACGACUCCAAAGGGUUCCUGGAAAAGAACAGAGAUGCCGUCAGCCCUGACAUAAUCAAGAUGGUUGAAACAACCACUAAUAAGCUGCUUCGUCAGAUAUUUGAGGAUGAGCUUUCAACCAACGGUGUGAAGAUCAGUAACAACACCAAGGUCAUCAUGACACCUAAGAGCUCUCUACGGGCCCAGACUGACAACCGUAAACACGUGGCGACACUGAGCGGGCAAUUCCGUCAGUCUCUGGACUCCCUCAUGAAGGCUCUGUCCGCCUGCCAGCCCUUCUUCAUCCGCUGCUUCAAACCCAACAAUGAAAAACAGUCUGAGAGAUUUGACAGAGAGCUGUGCAUGCGUCAGCUGAGAUACUCCGGCAUGAUGGACACCAUCCGCAUCAGGAAGCUGGGAUACCCAAUUCGCCACACCUUUGAGGAAUUCCUGAAGCGCUACAGGGUGCUCCUGAAGACGACCGUCUGUGACCCCAAAACGGAGACUGCUGCUGCCUGUUGUGAAGCCAUCUGCAAGACAGUGAUUAAAAGAGCAGACGAGUGGAAAGUCGGCAGGACCAAGAUCUUCCUGAGGGAUGCCCAUGACGCCGUCCUGGAGCGACUGAGGGAAGAAGAACUCAGCAGGGUAGCUGUGGUGAUCCAGAGGGUCAUGCUGGGACACAAAGACAGAAAGUCUUUCCUGAAGAAGCGAAGGGCAGCUGUGGUGUUGCAGAAUAAUUGGAGAGCUUACAGGCAGAGGGAAAUGCGAAGAAAGCUCCAGCAGGGGUAUGCACGGCUGGCAUCAAAGAUCCGUGGUCGGAAGAUGCAGUUACAGUUCCAGAGACAGCGAGCAGCAGCAGUCGCCAUACAAAGCCAGGUUCGAGGCUACAGGGAGAGGAAGGCGUGGAAGCAGAAGAGAGACACAGUCAUCCUGCUGCAGGCCUACAGAAGAGGAGUCCUGGCCAGAAGAAUAGCUCAAAAGAUGAAGGAUGAUGCCCUCCUUUUACGCUUGGAGAAAGAGAAACGGGAGCAGAUUGCUUCGGAGCUUCAGGAGCGACUGAAAGUUAUCGCCUCAACACAGCCAGAUGAUGAGGAGCCGGAGCCGGAGCCGGAGCCGGAAUCAAUGUCUGAACCGGAUUCAGACGACCGCUCGUGUGAUCUCACACCUCCUGUGGAAGUGGUUGAAGAGAAAGCACCACAAUCAGAUAAACUUGAGAGUGUUGAGAAGAGAAGCACACCAGAGCUGGUAAAGGAAACCUCUGAUAAGACCUCAGAGCUGGAAGUCGUCGCUCCAGCCUCAAUCUCAACAACCCCCACCCCAUCGCUGGAGGAGGAGGAGAUGGACGACGACUUUGAUGACAGCAGCGAUGAGUUUUCAUUCUUCAGGUUCAGCAUCCUCCACUUCCAGAGCAACUUUGGCCAUACGCACUACAACCAGAGAAUCAAGCAGUCUCUUCUGCCCCACGACGACGAGGGUGACAGAGAGGCAUGUCGAACUGUAUGGUGGAUUAUACUGCGUUACAUGGAGGACAUGCCAGAACCAAAAUCUGUGGACGCCUUGUCUCAAGCAUCCAGCACCAUCUCACGUCAUCUGCCUCAUCGGCAGGGCAGGAGGCUGAGCCACCUGGUGGGGCUGGACCAGAAAAUACUCAGGAGGAACAAGAAAAAGCUCGGAGGUGGAACCAGAAAAGCAUCCGUCAUUCCUGAGGAGUCUGAGAACCUUACGGAGGAUGAGGACAUUUUGAUCGGAGAGGGUCCCACCCUGGAUCGGCCACUCACAUCGGUGGAAAAGCUUCACAUUAUCAUUGCAUACGCUCUAUCGAGACGAGACAUAAGGGAUGAGAUUUACUGCCAGAUCUGUAAGCAGCUGGUGAACAACAAGAGGAAGAGGAGCCGUAUGUUAGGCUGGACCCUCAUGUCCAUCUGUCUUGGCAUCUUCCCCCCCACAGACUUCUUCAUGAAGUAUUUGGAGAGUUUUCUCUGCAGAGGGCCCAAUGGUUACGGAGAUUACUGUGCUGAGCGCCUGCGUCGUAUAGUAGCCAACGGAGAAAGAAAAGAGUUGCCCUGUUCGAUGGAGCAACAGGCUGCCAAGUCCAAGGAGCCCAUAGAUGUGUCUGUGACUCUACUGGACGGCCGCACCGUCAGUCUGCAGCUGGACUCGGCCUCCACCUCUGCUGAGGUCUGUCAAGCUGUGGCUGACAAGAUUGAUCUUCGAGACACGUACGGAUUCUCCCUGUACAUCAAUCUCUUUGACAAGAUGUGGUCUCUGGGCAGCUGUGGGAAGCACGUGUUCGACGCAGUGUCUCAGUGCGAGCAGGAGAUGAGGAGGCAGGGCAUGGCGGAGAAGGACACCCCCUGGAAGCUCUCCAUCCGCAAGGAAGUGUUCACACCGUGGCACGACUGCUCAGUCGACGCCAUCAGCACAGAUCUAAUCUACAGACAGGUCAUCAUGGGGAUCAAGUCGGGAGAGUACACCAGUGACAAGGAGGAUGGAUACGUCCAGAUGGCUGCAAAGCACUAUUACAUCCAGUUUGGCUCUGAGUACAACAAAAACAACGUGCAGAAGGUGGUCGAGGAGUGCAUUGCCACCCCGCUGAUCGAGAACAAAUCUAUGACCAGGUGGAUCCAACUCAUCAGCACAGGACAUUUACAGGGUCCUUAUGCCAACGGGAAGCAGAAAACAGACAGCGUUAAAGGAGAACUGGUCAAAAACGCCCAACACGAAUGGCCCCUGCACUUCUCCAAGUUUUAUGAAGUUACAAUGAUGUCAGGACCUCCUUUACCCAAAAGCAGGUUUGUCGUGGCUGUGAACUGGAGUGGCAUCUUCUUCAUGGAAGGAAGAGACAAGAUACUCCUUGAGCUUCCUUACUUAGAGGUAAAGGAAGUACGCUUGAACAGUGACAGCCAUUUCAGUGUUCAGUCAGUGAGUUUGGUCACAGUCAGAGGAGAGUUUGUCCUGAGGUCUGAUGAAGCUUCAGAAAUGGCAGUGCUUAUAGAAAAAAACCUGGACGGGCUGAGAGAGCGCUCACGGUAUGCGCUGGUUCAGCAGGACAUCAAUAAACCAGAGGACCCCAUGUUCCUGGUUUGUAAACGAGGGGACCUGCUGCUGGCAGAGAAAGAUGAGGAAAGCUCUGAUAAGAACUGGAUCAGUGCAACCAACCAGCGGACCAGCGCCAGCGGUGUGGUCUAUAAGGAUAUAGUACAGUUUCUGCCGACUCUGGAGAAGCCUUCUGACGAGAUGCUGGAACUGCUAAAUCCGGGCCAGAGGAAACCCUCCCCAACACAAAACGUCACACAAAUGGACAAGGCAGUGGCUCCCAUCUCUUUAAAAGAGUUUGCUCUUGAGAACUUCAGGCCUACAGGUAAAGAUGUCGCUCGAAAAGGGGUCAGCAGAGAGAAGCUGUGGGCCAUUUCCAGAGAACCUCUCAAACAGCCGCUGAUAAGGAGCCUGGCCGGCAACUCUGAACUCAGCAACCUGGCCUGCAACGCCUUCACUGCUAUCCUGAAGUACAUGGGCGACUACCCCAUCAAAAACGCUCGCAGCCCCAUAGAGCUGACAGACCAGAUCUUUGGUCCAGCCACCCAGCAUCAUGCUCUGCAGGAUGAGAUCUACUGCCAGAUUAUGAGACAGAUGACCAGCAACAACAACAGGUUGAGUGUGGAGCGUGGGUGGCAGCUCAUGUGGCUGUGUACAGGCUUGUUUCCCCCCAGUAAGGAUUUGAUGAGACACACUCAACGCUUCCUGGAGUCGCGGCCCAGAGACCAGCUGGCUGCUGGCUGCCUGCAGAGGCUGCACGGGAUGCACAGUAAGGAUCCCAGGAAUCUUCCUCCCCAUCCAGCAGAAGUGGACGCCAUCCAACAGAACAGCACCCAGAUCUUCCAUAAAGUCCACUUCCCAAAUGACACACAUGAUAUAUUUGAGGUGACAUCCACGACCACAAUCAAAGACCUGUGCUGCAGUAUCGCCUUUCAGCUCAAACUGAGCUCAGCUGACGGAUAUGGCCUGUACCUGAAAACAUCCAACAAGGUCAUAAGCUUGUCGGAGCACAAAUAUUUCUUUGACAGUUUAAGGCAAACUUCAGAGACUCCUAAGAAAGGAAAGAAAGUGAAAGAAGGUAACCAAGCCAACGCGCCCUACCUGGUGAUAUUUAAGAGGAAGCUCUGGUUCAAUGUGACCCCAGGGAAAGACCUGAUUGCAGACCUCAACUUCCAUUUCCCACAGGAGCUGCCCAGGUACCUGCGUGGAUACCACAGCUGCACCAAAGAGGACAUGACCAACCUGGGCGGGCUGCUCUUCAGAGCCGAAGUAGAUUCAGACAGGUUGCAGUUUGUCAUGAUCCCCAGAAUGCUGAGCAAGCUGGUUCCUGCUGACCAGAUAAAAAUCAUGUCCCCUGAAGAAUGGAAGAAGCACAUCAUCGCCGCCUACAACAAGCAGAGUGGCAUGACGGUGCAGGAGGCCAAAAUCGCCUUCCUGAAAGCCAUUUCGAGUUGGCCAACCUUCGGCUGUGCCUUCUUUGAAGUUAAACAAACGUGUGAAUCCAGCUACCCAAAUAUGCUUUUGAUCGCCAUCAGCAAGCAAGGUGUCUCCUUCAUAGACCCCACAACAAAGGAGCGGCUGAUCAUGCACCCCUUCAGCCGCAUCACAGACUACCACAGCGAAGGCGGCUACUUCGAGAUGACCAUCAGCACUUUGGUGAGGGGCUACAGUUUUGUCUGUGAAACCUCACAGGGUGACACAAUGGAGGACCUUCUUAGAUCAUACGUCACCAUGUACGAGAGGCAGAGGGACGCCUUUAGACCGAGGAAAUCCAUCUUUUCCUGAGGCUUCAAAGGCAAAAGAACAGCUGCUGUGAUUUAUGCGCACUCUUGAUUAAUAUUUUUGCAUUAAUGUAUUUGUGUACUUUAAAUGACUAAAUUGUCCCUGAUACAGAAUGCCUCGACUAAACCAGCUUGUGAUAUUAAAAUUUGA
Epinephelus moara (kelp grouper) is the source of this 6736-nucleotide messenger RNA. RefSeq names its product unconventional myosin-VIIa-like. Gene Ontology annotation, molecular function: protein binding; ATP binding; cytoskeletal motor activity. The record is from RefSeq and is a predicted model, not a curated record. NCBI's taxonomy places the organism in Eukaryota, Metazoa, Chordata, Actinopteri, Perciformes, Serranidae. The coding region runs from base 125 to 6589 and encodes 2154 amino acids. The transcript is spliced from 50 exons. Gene Ontology annotation, cellular component: cytoskeleton; myosin complex.